Spodoptera exigua (beet armyworm) is the source of this 1080-nucleotide messenger RNA. The record is from the annotation of a GenBank genome assembly. NCBI's taxonomy places the organism in Eukaryota, Metazoa, Arthropoda, Insecta, Lepidoptera, Noctuidae.
UUCUAUUUUACAGAGUUUAUUAUUCAAUAAACUUUAUAUUGAGAACAGGAAAUUGUUAUUUGUGAGCUUUAAACUAAGUUUUGGCUGCACAUAGAGAAAGAACAAACUUUUAACCAUGUGUUAUGUUAUAGUAACGGGUAGAAGUUUAGCAUGGCUUUUGUUAAGUUUGGUAGCUUUUAUGUUGAUAUUAACUGGUAUUAUGACUCCUAAAUGGUUAAUGGGACAGCCUGUGGUCCUCAAUGAGAAUAAUGUUACAAGUUUUUAUGUUCCAAGCGUCGGUAUUUACAAUAGAUGCAUCCGUAUGAAAAAUGACCGUAACAACUGUGCAUCAUUCUCGUUCUAUGGACUUGCGACUGAUGCUGAAGUUUACCCGACUCCGUGGAAAGCGGCAAUGUUCUUUCUAUCACUAUGUGCAGCCAUACAAUUCGCAACAGUCCUAGCCGGCGUCAUGGCGUGUUGCGUACAAUCUGUGUUCAAGAAAAGUGUUAUCUCAUUGGCCGGAGCCACUCAAGCUUUGGGAGGUCUUUUUGGAGUACUAGGUCUACUGCUCUACCCUUGGGGAUGGGGUGCGACUCGCGUGAAGAGGCUCUGCGGUGAAAACUCCGAACCCUACAUACCUGGGGACUGUUCUAUUGGUUGGGCACUCUUCGUGACAGCUACAGGCGUUGCCCAAAUAUUCCUCGCGAGCGCUCUCUCAAAGACAGCGGACAAGGCAGCUAACUCCGAUAAGGUCCAAUUUCAAAUGGAUGAAGGCAAACAACUCAUAUGUUUAGCUUGAAAACGCAACAUUAAUUCCACGUAAUUAAGGUACAAUUUAACUGACUAGUUGUAACGUUUGAUAUACGAUUUUGCUGCUUAUUGGCAGUAUGUAUUUGUGCUGUUUUUCUUAUGAAUAAUUGACUGAUUUGAAUUAAUGAAUCUCGAAUUGUAUCCGUCUUUUUUGGACUCUAGUAUCACUGGUUUAAAGGUCAUUUUCAUACAAUAAAAGGGCCUUUUUUAUUAGAACACGAUGGUCUAUUGUCCUUGUCUAACAACAAAGCUACUAGUGGGCUACUAUAAUUUGGUAGAUUUCUCAGGCAA